Messenger RNA from Parathielavia appendiculata, 1563 nucleotides. RefSeq lists its product as uncharacterized. Gene Ontology annotation, molecular function: metal ion transmembrane transporter activity. The coding region runs from base 1 to 1563 and encodes 520 amino acids. The transcript has 4 exons. Gene Ontology annotation, cellular component: membrane. Gene Ontology annotation, biological process: transmembrane transport; metal ion transport. Lineage: Eukaryota; Fungi; Ascomycota; Sordariomycetes; Sordariales; Chaetomiaceae. The record is from RefSeq and is a predicted model, not a curated record.
AUGAGAAUUGCCCGCGCCCGCGACAGCAGUCCAGACCCCAAGGCUCCGGCAGAUCGCAGGUCGAACUUUUCGCAAAAGGGGGAUCGAAGAAGAGGAACGGAAAGUUCGGAUGACGGGGAGUCCAGCUCUGAGAGGGAGACGAGUCGGCUCUAUCCACCAGUCAAGCCGGUUGUCCGCGCGAGGGCGCAGGUCACCAAGGGACGUGAAGCGCAGUUACUCAGGGGAUACCUAGACUCCAAGCAGGUGAAGCCUGUACACUGUCGUCGCACGCUGGACCAGUUUUCCUACUAUAUGUUGAACUCGACCGAGGCUCGGGACAAGGGCCAAGUAGCCUACAGGUGGGCGAGAAACCCCGCCGUGUGCGCCGAACCCAAGAACCGACCCAUCGUCAUGGUCGAUCAGCUGUGGCUCUGGGCCUUCCACGACGGGACAGUCAUUACCAGCUCACCGAACACGUGGAACGGACAGGAGGAGUUCAAUUUCAGCAACGUCGUCGUCAGGGAGCUUCGAUACAACAAGGACCGGCAAAUCAUCAAAUCGGUCGAGGAUCUCCUCCACCUAAUCCUCAAGACCAGCGUCGACUUCUUUCAGCGCAAGGGCCCCGCCAAUUUCCAGUUCCACGAGUGUUUCCAGUCGUCCAUCAACAACGUCUCGGAGAAGCAAGGCCGUCUCUUUAACAACUUUCGCAACACCACCCAGAAACUACACAUUGGCGCGCUGGAGCCGGUGGAGAGAAAGAGAGAGAUUGAGUUCCUCUUCAGUUUGGACCAAGAGACGGAGCUCCUGGUCGAGAUCAUGGACAUCCAAGACGAGCUGACCAUCGUCAAGACCAUCCUGGCGCAGCAGCACGACGUGCUCGAGAAACUGCUGCGGCUGUACCCCAAGAAGGUGGACGAGGACGCUGACGAGGAGAUCAGGGCGCCUGCGCUGUCCGGCGGCCUGGGCAAGGGCGAGCUGAUGGUUUUGCAGAACCUGGUGCAGCUGCUUAAGGACCAGACCGCGGUGGGCCCUGACGGGAGUGGACCGUCGCCGAUGACGCCAAGGCCUUCGUUUCGAGACACGUUACAGGCCGGCGGGCUGAGUGCGCAGGAUGGUCAACUUCUGAGGGGUUCUAGGCCGAAGGGGAAGGAGAAAGAAGCCGAGCAGGCGAGGGCGACGGCGCUUCCAGUCAAGAAGACCAACAUUCUCCAGAACCGGGAUCUUAUGUACGAGACGAUUGGGAUUGUUGAGAACAAUAUGCGGAUCAUCACGGACAUGCUGGCUUAUGCCGAAAAGCUUGAGAACCUGCUCGAUCUCAAGCAGAAACACGCAAACGGCUGGGAGGCGCGGUUCGCGCGUGAAGGAUCGGAAGAAUCGCAGCGGCAGGGAAACAUCAUCCUUGUUUUCACUCUCGUCACCGUCGUUUUCCUUCCUCUGUCAUUCAUCACAAGCUUCUUUGCCUUGGACAUCGACAUCUUCCCCAAAAGCCCCGAAACUGGUGAAACCGCCUGGCCUAUCGGUCAAGUAUCAAGCUACCUUUGUACGCACCUCGUUUGCGAUCCGUUCAGAGUUCGUCAGUGCUAA